CCUUUAAAAGCCUUCGCUUUAGCUGCACACAGGAUACACACACACACACACACGCACACAGGGCUUACACAAUCCAUCCUAUCUUAAACUGGAGCGAUGUGAGGAAACAGAAUGCCAGGAAAGGAAGUGCUGAAGCCAGUGGGAAAGCCAACUUUCUUUGGGACUCACUUCAGGAAACAGCUGAAAACCAAAACAGGAGAAGGCUUUACAUUUUGUUUGGUAAUACCAAAUCAGCUUUGCCUCUGCGGCCGCCCUAAAGUUCUGGACUUUCACAGAAAAAGACAGGACAGGAGGAAAUUCUCGAAAUUCUUCUCUUCACUUCUUUUGGCGUGCCAUCAGCUGCUGCCUCUGAGACUUGCAGGAGCGCAGAUUGUCAGCGUCAACACACAGACAAAAGCAAAAUGAGUCUGUCGCGAAAUGGGACUUUGGAGAAGCCGGUGUGUGAACAGGCCCAGUCUGACUCAGGCUCGCCGUCCAGAGCAGGGUCAGGGGUCGUGGUGCCUCCUCCGUACUCCCCAGGCAGCAGCGAGGCCGCGUACAGCCCUCUGGAGUUAAGGGGCUCUCUGGACUGCUGGGCCUGCUCCGUCCUGGUCACCGCCCAGAACCUGAUCAUAGCACUCAUCAAUGCUGGACUGGCCAGCAUUAUUUUUGGCACCAUCCUCACCCCGGCCCUUGCCAUGAUCAUAUUUGGCUUCAUGUGCCACUCCACGGUGCAGCCUCACGGAACCUCUCUGUAUUGUUCGGACCUGCUGGACGAUGGCGGCUGCGUGGCGCUGCUGGUUGUUGGCUUCCUGCUGCUCACUCCGCUGCUGGUUCUGGCGCUCGCCGCCUACUGCCGCCUGGCUCGACACCUCCAGCUGGGCCUGUGCUUCAUCCCCUACAGCCGCGCCGUCUACAAGGACCUGCCGGCCUCACGCCAGCGGGAGGUCAAUGCAGGCAGCUGCUGCGCCCAACAGGGGGCGUCAGAGAGAGAGGCCAAAGGCAGCAUAUGGGUGUAGGAGAGGAACAUCGAUCACCAAUAACAACAAUUAAUCAUUUUAUUUUUAUAGGUUCAGUGGGUUUAAGGGAACGUGGCUCAUUUCUCUUCACUCAGUUUUUCACUCCUAGAGCUGCUACAUUUAAAAAAAAAAACACUAUAUCUUGUUGUUUUGAUUAUUUUAAAGUCAUAAUGCUUCUUUUUAUACAAGUCUGGUGACUUUUUUAAAAAGUAUCUUUUUACAAUAAAAUGUCACACGACUA
Messenger RNA from Thalassophryne amazonica, 1239 nucleotides. It is a transcript of the gene tmem88a, whose product is annotated as transmembrane protein 88 a. Lineage: Eukaryota; Metazoa; Chordata; Actinopteri; Batrachoidiformes; Batrachoididae. Gene Ontology annotation, molecular function: PDZ domain binding. The coding region runs from base 402 to 998 and encodes 198 amino acids. Gene Ontology annotation, cellular component: plasma membrane. The record is from RefSeq and is a predicted model, not a curated record. The transcript has 4 exons.